AGAUGCCAGCUUUGCCCACUACAGUCUCCCGCUCUACCAACUGAGCUAUUGCCGGUUUAUUAUGGAAAGUCAAAGCUUUACGUGGCUGGUUCCAGCUAAAUAUCGCUGUUAUGGCGGCGAGGCUGCCGCUGUUCCCACAGCUUUGCGUAAUAUCUUGGAUGCUUUUAAACUAAAU
This is a messenger RNA of Acaulospora morrowiae, 175 nucleotides long. Lineage: Eukaryota; Fungi; Glomeromycota; Glomeromycetes; Diversisporales; Acaulosporaceae. The record is from the annotation of a GenBank genome assembly.